Molecule: messenger RNA, 567 nt
Organism: Cooperia oncophora
Lineage: Eukaryota; Metazoa; Nematoda; Chromadorea; Rhabditida; Trichostrongylidae
Source: the annotation of a GenBank genome assembly
ACCGGAAUUUGUGCUGGAGGUGCUGUAAUCACGGCACUCUUCGCUCUUUUCAUCACAAGGUCUAAACCUCCCACUCCAGUAGCUGCAUCCCAUGAUGCCGAUGUUGAAAUACCGGCAUUCUUGGAAGGAGUGAAACGGUGUUUCCGCUCGAGAACCUACUGGACACUCGCCAUCUGUUUAGGAGGCGGCGUUGGUUUGUUUAAUGCCCUCUAUAAUAAUCUACAGCCUGCAUUAUGUGUUAUGGGAUAUUCGUUAGCAUUCAGUGGAGGAAUGGGAACCCUACUUAUCAUGAGUGGACUUGUUGGGGCAGCAAUAGCUGGUAUAUAUGUGGAUAAAAACAGGGAAAAUUCGAGCAGCGUAGUUGUGAUUGCUGAAUUAUUGUUCUUAUUUGUGGUCCCCCAAGUGUCGAUCAACUAUGAGGGCCAAGAAGGAUGGGUCAUCACAUCUAUAUUUUUGUUCGGUGCAUUUGGAUUUGCAAUAUAUCCACUUGGACUUGAGAUGGGUGUCGAGGCGACAUUCCCUGUUGCUGAAGCCACAUCCACUGGGCUAAUAAUCAUGAUAGGGUAA